Oryza brachyantha (malo sina) is the source of this 1475-nucleotide messenger RNA. Its product is annotated as E3 ubiquitin-protein ligase SINAT5-like. Gene Ontology annotation, molecular function: protein binding; ubiquitin protein ligase activity; zinc ion binding. Bases 297 to 1292 code for a protein of 331 amino acids. Gene Ontology annotation, biological process: ubiquitin-dependent protein catabolic process; multicellular organism development. The transcript has 3 exons. Gene Ontology annotation, cellular component: cytoplasm. NCBI's taxonomy places the organism in Eukaryota, Viridiplantae, Streptophyta, Magnoliopsida, Poales, Poaceae. The record is from RefSeq and is a predicted model, not a curated record.
UAAUAGCUGGAGCAGCGCCCCGAUCCGCACCGGCCGUCGCGGUCGUCGUCGUCCUCCUCUCCUCCCCUCACCUAAUCCCACAUCUAUUCUCAGCCAAAAAGCUCCCCCCUUUCCUCCCUUUUCCCUUUGUUUUUAGGAAGCCCAGCCCCCGCAAUCCGCGGCGCCACACCGCCACAAAGCCCAACCGCCGGGAGCCGGACGGAGCCCGCCUCCUCCUCCUCCUGCUGCUGCUCCUCCUCCUCACUUCCUCGCGGUCCAGGCGCGUCGCGUGGGCGGAGGAGGCGGGGGGUGAGGCCAUGGACGUGGACAGCGUCGAGUGCCUGUCGCUGCCCGACUCCGCCGCCGCCGCCGGCGCGGCCGCGGACGCGGACGACGUCGGCAUCGCGCUGCACGCGCACGGCGCGCUCCUGGCCGCCGCGGCGGCCGCGCGGGCGGCGGCGAGCGCCAAGGCCGGAGGGGGCGCGGCGCCGGGGGCCGGGAGCGGCGUGCACGAGCUGCUCGAGUGCCCCGUCUGCACCAACUCCAUGUACCCGCCGAUCCACCAGUGCCAAAAUGGACACACUUUGUGUUCCACCUGCAAAGCUAGGGUGCACAACCGUUGCCCUACAUGCAGGCAAGAGCUUGGUGAUAUCAGGUGUUUGGCACUGGAGAAAGUUGCUGAAUCGCUUGAGCUUCCCUGUAAGUACUGCUCAUUGGGGUGCCCGGAAAUCUUCCCAUACUACAGCAAGAUAAAACAUGAAGCACAAUGCAUGUUUAGACCAUAUAAUUGCCCCUAUGCUGGUUCUGAGUGUGCUGUGGUGGGUGAUAUCCCUUAUCUUGUUGCCCAUUUGAGGGAUGAUCACAAAGUUGACAUGCAUAGUGGUUGCACAUUCAACCAUAGAUAUGUCAAGUCGAACCCACGAGAAGUCGAAAAUGCCACCUGGAUGCUGACGGUCUUCCACUGUUUUGGGCAAUACUUCUGCCUGCAUUUUGAGGCCUUCCAGCUUGGGAUGGCACCGGUCUACAUGGCCUUCCUCCGUUUCAUGGGUGAUGAAAAUGAGGCAAGGAACUACAGCUACAGUCUUGAAGUCGGCGCCAAUGGCCGGAAAAUGGUAUGGGAGGGCACCCCCCGGAGUGUCCGGGACAGCCACCGGAAGGUGAGGGACAGCCAUGACGGCCUCAUCAUCCAGAGGAACAUGGCGCUCUUCUUCUCAGGCGGCGACCGGAAGGAGCUGAAGCUGAGGAUCACCGGCCGGAUCUGGAAGGAGCAGCAGACCCCGGAUGGCGCCUGCAUACCAAAUCUCUGUAGCUAAGCAACGAAAAAUGUUCAGGAAAACACAGAACUGAGAACUCCACUUUGUGCAACGCUUCAUGUUGUACCUUUGCUAAACAAAUGCUAGGAGGGUAGGACGCUCUUGUAAAGUAAAUUGUGUGUAUAUGGCACGCCAUAUCUUACAGGUUGGCUGAUCAAGCGUUCAAGCUCUCUGUUGUUUCGA